AAUGAUAUGGUACCGCUCUCGAAAGUCCCGAUAAGUUGCCCGAUCGGAUAGAAUGUUAUAAAAGCCCAAUCAGUGGUCUUCCAUUCGUUUAGUCUGCGUUAAAUUUUUGUAUCGAGAAGAAGCUGAUAAAGGAUUCACCAUGCUGAAAGCAGUCAUCAUUUUCUUUGGCAUCCUGGCUCUGGGCUACGCCGCCUCCGUGGGCACCGCCAGCGAAGUUUGCCAGUCGGAGGACGAGCUGUGGGGCGGCGAGGACAUCAGGAAGUUCUACUUCUGCCUGGACGGCAAGGUGAUAACCGACGAGUGCGACUCGGGAUACUAUUUCGUGAACAACGCCACCUUCAGCGGCUGCCUGCCCGCCGACCUGAUGAAGCCCUCCUGCGUGAACCUGGACACCAAGGUGCCAGACUGCACCGGAACCAGCAAGAUGCAGCCCCAGGUCGCCGACGAUGUGGCCAGCUUCUACCUGUGCACCAGCGAGGGAGCCACGGUGCUGCCGUGUCCCGAUGGCAAGGCGUUCGUGUCCCAGGAUGGCUAUCUGGGAUGCUUCGCGUGGACCGAGUGGCGUUCGUUGCGUAACUGCGUCGACGACUGAUGAUGUGAUGUGUGGCGUUUUAAUUAUAGUUCUUCCAGCGCCAUCCACUUGCCGCGAUUAAAAGUGUCCGAAUUGAAAUGUUA
Drosophila simulans is the source of this 675-nucleotide messenger RNA. RefSeq lists its product as uncharacterized. The record is from RefSeq and is a predicted model, not a curated record. The coding region runs from base 140 to 592 and encodes 150 amino acids. The transcript has 2 exons. Lineage: Eukaryota; Metazoa; Arthropoda; Insecta; Diptera; Drosophilidae. Gene Ontology annotation, molecular function: chitin binding. Gene Ontology annotation, cellular component: extracellular region.